Vigna unguiculata (cowpea) is the source of this 741-nucleotide messenger RNA. Its product is annotated as Ribosomal L18p/L5e family protein. NCBI's taxonomy places the organism in Eukaryota, Viridiplantae, Streptophyta, Magnoliopsida, Fabales, Fabaceae. Gene Ontology annotation, biological process: translation. The record is from RefSeq and is a predicted model, not a curated record. Gene Ontology annotation, molecular function: structural constituent of ribosome; 5S rRNA binding. Gene Ontology annotation, cellular component: ribosome.
UGUAAAGAUAACAAAAUAUGAAGUAUUUAUUAUUAUUAUUUUUGUAUUAUAUAUAUAGUUUUAUUUUAUUAUGAGCAGUUACCUAAAAAAAAAUUUUUUCUGUGCGGACAAAAUAUGAAGUAUUAGUUUCAGAGCGCGAGCGAGGGUAAUUGACUCUUACGCUUGUGUUGUGUUUUGCUGAAAUCUCUUACUUGGAUCUGAUUCUCUGAGCCCUCAGAUAUGGUUAUUCCACCCCCAGUGAGGCCUCCCAGGAUUAUAAAUUUUCUCAAACCUUAUGUUCUGAAGAUGCAUUUUACCAACAAGUAUGUGAGUGCCCAGGUGAUUCACACCCCAACUGCUACUGUAGCCUCUUCUGCAAGCUCACAGGAGAAAGCCUUGAGAUCAAGCUUGGAAACUACUCGCGACGUGGCUGCAGCUGCAAAGAUUGGGAAGAUUCUAGCCGAACGCCUUUUACUCAAGGACAUUCCUGCUGUUUCUGUUCACUUGAAGAGAGAGCAGAAAUAUCAUGGUAAGGUUAAAGCGGUUAUUGAUUCUCUAAGGGAUGCUGGUGUUAAGUUUCUUUGAGUUAUGGUUGCGUGUUCAAUUAUACCUCAGAGACUAUCCUUGUUGGAUCUUAUUUUCUUUUUCAUUUUUAACUGGUCAUCAUAGCAGGAAGUUACUCAUUGAACAUAUUUCACUAAGACCUUAGUUAAUUACGUUUCGAGAAAUAAGACGAGUGAUGAUGUGCAUCUGUGUUUGUUU